UUUAUUGACUUGUUCAUGUUAAGGGAAAAGUUCAUUCAGAAUAACUUAAUCAUUAUUAAUUCAUUUUCUUGCAGGUUUCUUAUACAUGAUCCCACUCGGCGCUUGGGAGCAACUGGAGCAACUGAGGUUAAAGCACAUGCUUUUUUCAAUGGAAUUAAAUGGGAUAGUCUUGCAUUGCAAAAGGCUGCCUUUGUACCACACCCUAACAGUGCGGAUGACACAAGCUAUUUCACAUCACGUUUUAGUCGAAUUUCGAGUGGAAUCCUGAAUGAGAAUGAAUGUGGUAAUUCUGAUAAUGAGACUCAUGACUCAGAAUCAGAUUUUGGACCCGAGAUGGAUGAAUGUGGUGACUUGGCGAAGUUUGAUCCUUCUCCUCUUAAUCUCUCUCUAAUAAGUUUCUCUUUUAAGAAGUUGUCACAGCUGGCAUCAAUAAAUCAUGAUAUACUCGUACAAUCUGGGAAGGAUUCAGUCAAGUGCUCCCCAUCCAGAAGUCUAAGGACAUAAUUUAAAUUUGAUUCAAGUACAAAAGGUAUCUUUCAUAAAUCCAUGCCUUUGGAGUUCUUUUCUUCUUUUUUAAUCAAAAUGAUCGAUGAAAGAGAAGAAAAGAGGUUCAAAAGAACAUGUUUAACUAGGGAAUUCCAUGUUAAGUUUUAGAGUAGGUAAAGUAAAUGAGAACAAAUUUACAGAAGGAUGAAGAGAAUCACCUUUCUAUCA
This is a messenger RNA of Hibiscus syriacus, 714 nucleotides long. RefSeq names its product probable serine/threonine protein kinase IRE. The coding region runs from base 16 to 504 and encodes 162 amino acids. The transcript has 5 exons. Gene Ontology annotation, molecular function: protein serine/threonine kinase activity. Gene Ontology annotation, biological process: intracellular signal transduction; peptidyl-serine phosphorylation. NCBI's taxonomy places the organism in Eukaryota, Viridiplantae, Streptophyta, Magnoliopsida, Malvales, Malvaceae. The record is from RefSeq and is a predicted model, not a curated record.